AUGCACAGGGCAGACCUGGGCUGUCGAGAAUCCCUCGAUGGAGCUCAGAACGGUCUCGGCUGCUGGGUCCAGGAUAUCGACAAAGUCGUUCAAUCGGCAAAGAAGGGCUUCGAAGCAUGGAAGGCAGUUGCAGAGCUGGAAAAGGGAAGGGUUAUCCGGAAACUGGAUAAUUUGAUCGAACGGGAUGUGCAAGACCUGACAUCCAUUGGGCAAUGA
Penicillium chermesinum is the source of this 216-nucleotide messenger RNA. RefSeq lists its product as uncharacterized. The transcript has a single exon. The coding region runs from base 1 to 216 and encodes 71 amino acids. Gene Ontology annotation, molecular function: oxidoreductase activity. The record is from RefSeq and is a predicted model, not a curated record. Lineage: Eukaryota; Fungi; Ascomycota; Eurotiomycetes; Eurotiales; Aspergillaceae.